Messenger RNA from Striga asiatica, 1826 nucleotides. Lineage: Eukaryota; Viridiplantae; Streptophyta; Magnoliopsida; Lamiales; Orobanchaceae. The record is from the annotation of a GenBank genome assembly.
CUUGGACAAUGUUGCCGAACACCCAAGGGUAGGUAUGUAAUUUUGAACCAUACUGUGAGAGAGAAACGUAACGAUGUAUGGUUUGGUGGUCAGCAGAUCCUUUUAAUAGUUAAUAUCGCCAACCUGCGGACUUACUCACCAAAAGGAGAGAACAACCGAUUCCCAAUUGUCACUACUCACUUGCAUAUCUCGUGUCAAAGAAAAAAUAUUUCUUUAUAUUCCCAUUAACUCUCUCUCCCUUUUUCUCGCUAUUGGUGUUGAUUAGUGGCGGAGAUACAGAGAGAUGGCUUGCUCGAGUUUGAUUAAACUUAACGCCGCCUCCUCAUCGUGGAUCGCCGGCCAGAAUCCCGUCAAUUCGGGCCCUCGAUCGGCGCCGCGUCUCAACAAGCGCCGCGUCACUGCCAUCCGUGCCGGAUCUUACACCGACGAGCUCGUUAAAACGGCUAAAUCUAUUGCAUCUCCAGGUCAUGGAAUCCUUGCAAUAGACGAAUCAAAUGCGACGUGCGGAAAGAGGUUGGCUUCCAUUGGACUUGACAACACCGAAACCAACAGGCAAGCUUAUAGGCAGCUUUUGCUUACAACUCCUGGCUUAGGUGAUUAUAUCUCUGGCGCCAUUCUCUUUGAGGAGACACUUUACCAGUCAACCACAGACGGGAAGAAGUUUGUGGACUGUUUGCGUGAUGAGAACAUUGUGCCCGGUAUCAAAGUUGAUAAGGGUUUGGUCCCACUACCAGGGUCGAACAACGAAUCUUGGUGCCAGGGAUUAGAUGGGUUGGCAUCUAGGUCUGCUGAAUACUAUAAGCAAGGGGCUCGUUUUGCCAAAUGGAGAACUGUUGUAAGCAUACCUUGUGGUCCUUCUGCUCUAGCUGUUAAAGAAGCAGCUUGGGGACUUGCUCGUUAUGCCGCAAUUUCUCAGGACAAUGGCCUUGUGCCGAUUGUGGAACCUGAGAUUCUUCUUGAUGGAGACCACCCAAUUGAGAGGACACUUGAAGUGGCUGAAAAAGUGUGGGCUGAGGUUUUCUACUACCUGGCAGAGAAUAAUGUUACCUUUGAAGGGAUUUUGCUCAAACCAAGCAUGGUAACUCCGGGGGCUGAGCACAAAGAGAAGGCUUCUCCAGAUACCAUUGCUAAAUUUACACUCACCAUGCUUAGAAGAAGAGUGCCACCUGCAGUGCCAGGAAUCAUGUUCUUGUCUGGGGGACAAUCUGAAGCCGAGGCAACACUAAACCUCAACGCAAUGAACCAAAGCCCCAACCCAUGGCACGUCUCAUUCUCCUAUGCAAGAGCACUCCAGAACACUGUGCUCAAGACAUGGCAAGGCCGCCCAGAAAAUGUCGAAGCUGCUCAGAGAGCACUUUUGGUGCGCGCAAAGGCAAACUCGUUGGCACAGCUGGGAAAGUACUCGGCCGAGGGCGAAAGUGAAGAGGCUAAGAAGGGAAUGUUUGUCAAGGGAUAUACUUAUUAAGUGAAGUUGUCUUCUGGUUUGGAGUUUGGAGUGUUACUUCUACUGAAAGGACCCCACCUUUGGUUGUUUCACUUAACUCUACUUGUUUUAGUUUAAGUUUUUUUGGUGUUUUUUGAACUGGGGCAAUAAAUAAGUUAUGACGAAAGGAAAGAGAACUAGUUAUCCAGAUUUUGGUGUGUAUGAAGUGUCAAAUGUACUAAGUUUGAAGUUUGUGUUUAUUUAGUGACACUUGUGACUUUGGUAUCUAGUUAAGUGUGUAACUUCGUUUUUGUAUCGUAUCUGCUUUUUUUGACGUCGAUUUUGCCUCCGUUUUUGUGUAAUAUCAACGUAUAUAUAAUUCUCGAAUUUCAUAAGUUUAAGU